AGGGCUAUCCAAUGAAAGCUCAGCGGGGGCGGGCCUCACGGCGUCGUAGCUCCCAGGUACCGGUGCCCCGUUGGCCGGGACCGGGGGAUGUGUCUGCUGCUCGGGGCUGCGGGAGUCGGCAAGACCCUGCUGGUGAAACGCCUGCAGAAGCUGAGCUCCGGAGACGGCAAGGGCGACCUGGGGGAUCCGCCGCCGACGCGGCCCACGGUGGGCACCAACCUCACUGACAUCGUGGCCCAUAGGAAGAUCACCAUCCGGGAGCUCGGGGGUUGCAUGAGCCCCAUCUGGUCCAGUUACUAUGGAAACUGCCAUUCGCUCCUGUUUGUGAUGGAUGCCUCCAACCCCACCCAGCUCUCUGCUUCCUGCGUGCUGCUCUUGGGUCUCCUUUCUGCAGAAGAACUUGCAAAAGCCUCGGUCCUGAUACUCUUCAAUAAAAUUGACCUGCCCUGUUACAUGACUGUGGAGGAAAUGAAGUCAUUAAUCAGGCUUCCAGACAUCAUGGCUUGUGCCAAGCAGAAGGUUACCACAGCAGAAAUAAGUGCCAGGGACGGCACUGGCUUGGCGGCGGUACUGCUCUGGCUCCAGGAGCAACACAAAUCCAGCGGUUGACUGCAAGAUGGAGGACCAUGGCCGACCCACCCACCCGGUGCCUGGGAGACAAAGGACUCCAUGACAGCCUCUGAAGGGUCUGUGCUGGCAGAAGCAGAGCCACCCAGUGUAUAUCCCUAAGGGACAGGGAUUCUGUGCGGUGACCAGUCAGCAAGCACACACUGUACAGACACUGGCCAUUUGGCCUCUGAACAGUGUUCCGAGGGCUGGGAGAGGACAGACCUGCAGAGUGCUGCUGGGACUCCCACCGGGAAACUCUGGACCUGUGCUUGAGAGCUUUGGACUGUACUGCUCCUCUUUUUUUUUUUUUUUUUGUAGUACAAGCUCUGCCCUUCUGAGCUUCCAUUAUUCUGACAGCGUUCCCCAGGAAAAUUAUGAAUUUUUUAUUAUAUUUAUAAAAUCCAUUAAAUUAAUGGAGUAUGAA
This is a messenger RNA of Mesocricetus auratus (golden hamster), 1033 nucleotides long. RefSeq names its product ADP ribosylation factor like GTPase 16 (gene Arl16). The transcript is spliced from 5 exons. Bases 88 to 609 code for a protein of 173 amino acids. Gene Ontology annotation, molecular function: GTP binding; GTPase activity. The record is from RefSeq and is a predicted model, not a curated record. Lineage: Eukaryota; Metazoa; Chordata; Mammalia; Rodentia; Cricetidae.